GAAGAGGUUUUCUCGUGCCCGUCGUUAGGGUUUAAGCCCCCCUGACCGAAGACGCUGCAAGACCCGCGCGAUCUCCCGCUCUCCCGAGUUCACAGCAAUGGCUACUUCACUCUCCAAGCUGUCCUCCCACCUCCAUCGAUGCCUCCUCUCGAAUCCCAGAGCUCCUGGCGUCGCCAUGUCCCUGUGCACGGCGGCCUCGUCUCAGGACACUUCGGAACCGGAGGACAGGAGCCUCGAGUCGGAGGCCGACUCAGCUCCCUCGCAGCAAUCGCCGCCGGCGCCGGCAUCCUCGGCGCAGGAACCGGAGCAGCAGCGCACGGUCUACGACCGGCCUCUCCAGAACGGCCUUGACACCGGGAUUUACAAGGCUAUAAUAAUGGGGCAGGUUGGGCAAAACCCAAUUGCGAAGAAGCUGAAGAGUGGGAGGACGGUAACCCUGUUCUCAGUUGGAACAGGAGGCGUCCGCAACAAUAGGAGGCCACUGCAAAAUGAGGAGCCCAGAGAGUAUGCAGAUCGCUCUUUGGUCCAGUGGCAUCGUGUUUCGGUCUAUCCCGAGGCAUUGGGGGAGAUGGUCAGGAAGCAUGUUAGUCCUGGCAUGAUCUUGUACUUGGAGGGCAAUUUGGAGUCCAAAGUCUUCACUGAUCCUGUAUCUGGUCUUGUUCGACGUAUAAGAGAGAUUGCAAUCCGUCGAAACGGUCGCAUUGUGUUUGUCGGGAAAGGUGGCGAUUCCCAGCAGCCAUCACAGGGUGAGACGAGAGGUGCUGGCUAUUACUGAAGGAGGAUGAGAGAAAAGGGAGAGCUUGUUUUCAGUUUUGUGCGUUUCUUUUGAAACCUCGUCUCCGUUAAGACUUUACAGGGCCAUGCAAAAGCUGAUAUUCUCACUUCUUAUGGCUGACCCAUGUAAAUUCUUUUGUCCUGGGCGCCUGUGACAUUAAGGGAAAUUCGUCAGUGUGAAGCGGAGCUGAUUAUUCAUCAGUCUCUGAAAUCAUCUCAAGUUUUAUGCAGAGAUGAUCUGCUGCCUCCUUGUU
This is a messenger RNA of Rhodamnia argentea, 1028 nucleotides long. RefSeq names its product single-stranded DNA-binding protein, mitochondrial. Gene Ontology annotation, cellular component: mitochondrial nucleoid. Lineage: Eukaryota; Viridiplantae; Streptophyta; Magnoliopsida; Myrtales; Myrtaceae. Gene Ontology annotation, molecular function: single-stranded DNA binding. The record is from RefSeq and is a predicted model, not a curated record. The transcript is spliced from 4 exons. Gene Ontology annotation, biological process: positive regulation of helicase activity; mitochondrial DNA replication. The coding region runs from base 98 to 775 and encodes 225 amino acids.